AUGUCAGGCGUGGCGCCACACCGCCGCUUUGUCGCGGUGGAGCUCCCUUUUUGCCUCCCUGUGACGACGGCGACGAAGAGGCCUCCCAGCACGCACGGCGGCGGCGGGCUACGCGAGGAAGAGCGUCGAAUGGUGGAGGCCUUCGUCCCGCCGUCAUUUUUGCGCCCCGCCCUUGAUGAGGUCUCCCCCGCGCCGGGGGAGGGAACCGCGAAGGAGCCGGCGGAGGGCCCCACGCAGGGUGCAGGAGCCGGGAAGCAGCCGCACGAACGCAGCGCGGGGAUCGCGUCGGCGUCGGAGUACUACACAGGCGAGGUCUUCUCCGGCUGGCGCCCGCUGGACUUUGAGGCGGAGGCGGAGAGGCCGCAACCGCACGACGGCAGCAGCCAGAGCCUGUUAAAGAACGCAGGUGAGCAGGGGAAGUGGGAGCGGGAGAAGAUGCUGCGGGACUCGUUUCCCUCGUUCGCGCCGCAGGUGCUGCUUCAGGGGUUCUACAGAAACGACCUGUUGGUGGAAGUGACCCGCACCCGGCGCGUUAAACGGCUGCGUGACCGCGUCAGCGGCCGUGUCGUGAAGGAACUGGACCUGCCGGACGACGGCGACGGCGAAGGCCUCGGGCAGCCGCGGGCGAAGGUGGUGGGCGUGGUGUCGCGGGAGGUGGACCUUGUCCGGCCCGCGGACUUUUGCUUUGCCCCCUUCUCGAAGGAGCUGUUGGCGGCCGCGCCGGCCCUCUGCAGCGGGACGCUGUUUCCGCCGGCGCAUUUUGUGGCGGAGAAGACGCCGUUUGAGGUCGAGUGCGAGUUUGGCGGCCACUUCGGGCGACAGUCCUCAAAGCCGCCCCCCGGCGGCGAAGCAACUCGCGAGGAGACGGGGGAUGGACCACUCGAGUGGGAGUUUGAGGCGAUGCCGACGCUGUCGGUGAUGGCCGACGACCCCAACAUCCCGCCCCCCACGCUCCCCGCGCAGCGCGACCUCCUUCAACGCCUCAACGGCGGCGAUGCCGAAAACGAGUGCGUGGAAGUGCGGACCAUGAGGCAGCUGUUGGACGAGCGCCCGGUGUGGAUCACGCAGGAGCUGCUGCACGCCGUCCUCCAGUCCGGCGUCUGCCCGCGCAACCACAUCAACAAGAAGGUCAUGUCCUGUCUGACGUACGUGAUCAAGAACGGACCCUUCAACCGCCUGCGCGUUCGUCUCGGGUUUGACCCAUACGGCAGCCACACCACAGCCUCGCUGCAGCGCGUUGCGGUGAAGAUCAAUCGCCGUUCCGAGCUGGGCACGCUGCUGCGCGACAUCAGCCGCGUCCCACAUAUCGCAGAUGUGAUGCGGGAGAUUGAGAAGAAGCACGCCGACGACGCUCGCGCGACACGGGGUGCGGAUGUUAAUCGCCCAGACUGUCUGCCAUGUCGCCCUCGGGGGUCCUUUGUCGCGAAGCUCAGCGAGGUUAUUCAGGAGGGUCGGCUGUACGUGGCCUUUCAGCUCGUGGAUCUGAGCGACGACGCGUCUUUGAGGGAGCUGCUGCAGCGGGUGCCGGCCGCCGCCGGCAUGCCUCUCGAGCAGCGGACUGGCAGAAACGGGUGGAUCGGGGAAGCCGGCUACCAGCGCGCCUCGGUUCACAUCGCGGAAGCGCUGGCCAACAUGAUAAGAGACGAGGUGGCCCCGGCGCUGGAAAGCCGCGGCAAAGUCGCGGUCGCCGCGAGGCUGCCAGAAAGCCGCCGCAGCGGCAGCAGCUCGAGCCCGUCCCCGGAAGACAGCAGCACCGAGAGCGGGGACGGCGACGACGAGGAGGACAACGACGACGACGAAGAGUCGUUUGACAGCGCCGCCUCUACAGCCGCGAGUACCGCCAGCCGGGAGACCUUUUAG
Molecule: messenger RNA, 1860 nt
Organism: Trypanosoma conorhini
Lineage: Eukaryota; Euglenozoa; Kinetoplastea; Trypanosomatida; Trypanosomatidae
Exons: 1
Coding region: 1-1860 (619 amino acids)
Biological process (GO): transcription initiation at RNA polymerase III promoter
Cellular component (GO): transcription factor TFIIIC complex
Source: RefSeq, a predicted model, not a curated record